CAUAACACUAAACAAGUGGAGGAUUCUUCAAAGAACCCUCAUGUCGCUGUCGAGAGUGGCAUCCCCACCGCUAGGCGCUCACAAUUGUCAUGAUCUUCCGGGGUGGACGUUAACGAAACAACGUCGUCGUUUAGUGACCCUUUUAGCCUUUACUCGUUACUUCCCAUUUCUGCCUCAUCCGCUAAGCUGUUUGACUUCAUAUAAAAAGAAAAACCCAUCGAUCAAUUUCACGCUCUUUCUGUUCUCCUUCAGGGUCACUUCUCAAAGGCUCAACGAUCUUCUUCACUGUUCGCAAGCUGAGCUCCUCAGUUUCUCCAUGGCUGCUUCUGCCUCUUCCACUUUCAAGAAGAUCCAAAUUCAGAGGGAGGGCACUGAAUUUGAUGCUUAUAUUGUGGGGAGAGAUGAUGCCCCUGGAAUUGUUGUGCUUCAAGAAUGGUGGGGAGUGGAUUAUGAAGUCAAGAAUCAUGCUGUAAAGAUCUCUGAGCUUGGUUCUGGUUUCAAAGCACUUAUUCCCGAUUUGUAUCGAGGUAAGGUUGGGUUAGAUGCCGCUGAGGCGCAACAUCUGAUGGAUGGUCUUGAUUGGCAAGGUGCUGUGAAGGAUAUACAUGCUUCAGUCAACUGGCUCAAGGCUAAUGGUUCCAAGAAGGUUGGUGUAACUGGAUACUGUAUGGGGGGUGCUCUCUCCAUUGCAAGUGCUGUGUUGAUCCCUGAGGUUGAUGCCGUUGUUUCAUUCUAUGGAGUCCCUUCACCAGAGCUUGCAGACCCUGCCCAUGCUAAGGCACCCGUUCAAGCUCACUUCGGCGAGCUCGAUUCCUUUGUUGGCUUCUCUGACUUGACGGCUGCCAAGAAACUGGAGGAAAAGCUAAAAGAAUCAGGAGUUCCACAUGAGGUUCAUAUCUAUAAAGGAAGUGGACAUGCUUUCAUGAACCGAUCCGAAGAAGGUGUGAAGAGGAGGAAGAACAUGGGAAUGCUCGACGAGGACGAUAACGCAGUCGAACUGGCAUGGUCUCGCUUCCAGUCGUGGAUGUCGCGAUACCUCUCUGCUUAAACUGGUUCGUUUUCGGUUCAAUUCCCCCUUUUAUCUUAAUUAGCUUCCUAGUUCAUGGCUCAUUACAUAAGCUUGUUUGCAUUCCUGAGCACUAUGGUCUCUGUAUUGUGUUGCUUUGUGGAGUAUGCUUGUUGAAAGUUCAUGAAUAGAACAAUAUGGUCUCUGUAUGUGUUUGAAUUAUGAACUCCUACGGUCCCGAACCGUUCGUUUGUAAUAAUUUUGUCUCUGAACUUUAACAUAUUAUCAUUUAGUGCUUAGCCUUUAACAUGUAA
Molecule: messenger RNA, 1320 nt
Organism: Cucurbita pepo subsp. pepo (vegetable marrow)
Lineage: Eukaryota; Viridiplantae; Streptophyta; Magnoliopsida; Cucurbitales; Cucurbitaceae
Product: alpha/beta-Hydrolases superfamily protein
Molecular function (GO): hydrolase activity
Source: RefSeq, a predicted model, not a curated record